AUGUCCGCCAUUGUGGCACGACUUCAGGAGGCACAUGCUAAGUUGCAGCAAGCAAAGCAAGAGCAUGAGAAAAUCCUUCGGGAACGGGAACUGGACGGCGAAGCAGUCCGCUCGGAACUGACACGGGCAAAGGCUUUCGCCGAGGAACAGAAGAUUGCCCGCGAAGGCCUGCUGGAAGAUAAGGCGAAACUCCAGUCGGAACUUAUUGAUCAUCUCAAGCUACUACGGCUGAAGGAUGAGCGGCUUGGACUCCUCCGCCGGGACCUUGCUGAUAGCGAAUUUGAAAUUGACCAGCUGCGGGUGGCGCUCCGCUGCUCUACCGAGUACAGCCUGCACCUGGAGGCUCACAAGCAAGCGACCGAGGCUAUCGUCCACUACGUUUGUGAGGAGAUCGAUCGGCUGUCAACGGAAGGAAAACAAGGUAUCAGCUGUAGCAGAGCCGGCAGCAGCAGUAGCAACAGCACCGGCGGUGUCGGUGGCGGCAAAUUAGGGGGGCAGUGGGGGCCCCAUCAACUCACUACUAUGACCACCGUCAGCGCCCUGGCCGGCACGAACCAACCCAUCGCCUCUAAAACAAAUCUUAGCCCACAGUUACACUUAGCCAUCAGCGACUCCGGUGGCAUAGUAUGCGAUACCUCCAGGCGGGGUUUGGCAGUGCAAGGAGGGCGGAUGGCAGAGGGAGUGGGAGAAGAUGCGGGAUGCCGCGUGGCCGGCAGUCCAGCGGCUGCAGCGCCUGCAGCGGCUGCGGCUGCGGUGCCGUCACCGGCGGCAGACACGAUGCUGAAACUGUACGGCAUCGUGGCACGUCUUCGAGAGCAGCUGCGCAGCAUUCAGCGUGGGUUAAUGGAGGGCUCAGCCGCUGCCGCCGCUGCGCCAGCGGCGGUGGCGGUGCCGCCGACGAGCGCUGACACUCCAGCAGCACCUGCUCAGCCUGAUGCUGCGGGCGUUAAGAAGUUGUUAAGUGGCCGUUCUGGCGGCGGAAUGUGCAGCAGUGGUGGCUCGCCGCCAUGUCCGCCGGUGACGCCGCGGCCUCCGCCAUCGCAAUCGUCGGCAGCGGCUCUUCUGCAACUUACCGGCGGACUGGGGGCGACAAAGCCAUGCCGUACCGGCGGCGAAGGUACAGCAGAAUACGACGCCGCCGUUGGAGGCGGCCUGAGGGACUGGGGCUACCGCCGGCAUGCCGCCACGGCGGUCGUCGAGCCGGCAGUGCUAACGGAAUUGGUUCUGGGCUCAAGGGACAAGCGGGACGGAUCCGCCGCCUUCAGCAGCACCGUUGCUGCUGCCGCCGCCGCCGCCGGCGGGUAUGUAAAGCUUCAUCCGCCAGAGUCUGUGACGUCGACGCCGCGGGGGCGGCCGCCGCUGCUAACGGGGCUUUCAGAAGCCCUCCAGGUUUUGGGAGGGGCUCUGUACGGCCCUGGCAGCGGCGGUGGCGGCUGCGUGCGGCACGCGGUGAUAGUCCAAGGCCGCCGAAUGGCAACUGGCGCCGCUGCUGCGGCGUCGCCUUCCCCGUCGCCGCUGUCGCUGUCCCUGUCGCUGAGGCAGUACGCCAGUAGCCAUAGUCAUCAGGGGACGUCGUCGCCGGCGCCGUCACCUACAACCGCGGCACCGUCGUACGGCUCUGGUGAUGUAGAGGGUCUCGGAGCUAUCCGUGACAGUACGGCACAUGCUGCCGGGUCGCGCGUGGAGGCCGAGAGGUCUGGGACCGGCAGUCCAGGGUCCCCCCAUCAACACCCAGAUCAACACCAACAUUCACAUCAUAGACCGACAUCGACACCGCACCGGCAGCAAUUCCAGGACAAACACCAACACCAGCAUACACAGUCCCAGCAGCAGCAGCAGCAGCGGAGGGAGCACAGUGAGAAGUUCCUGGAUUCUGAGCUCGUUUCCUUGCGGCUCACUAACGAGGCCCUUCAGCGGCAAGUGGCAGAGCUACAGCGCCAGAACGACCUGCUCCAGCUGCGGCAGCUCGGCGGCGGCGGCGGCAUUGGCGGCGGCGGCGGAAUCAGCGACAUUGGCGGCGGCGGCGGUCCGCUGUUUCUCCAAGCGCAGCCCCAACAGCAUCUAUGCAGUCCGAGCGCCUUUGACCUCAGCGGGCGUACGGCAGCGGCUGGGCAGCAGCAUGAGCCAUCGCAACAUGUGGCCCUCUCAGCGGCCGCCGCUGCCGCAGCCGGCAGCCCGUUCAGCUCCCCACUCAUGGCGCCGUACUAUUACGGCAACAUGCCGCCAGGGAACGUCCCGCCCGUCGGGGACCCGGUGGGGCCGGCGUGGUGUAACGCCAGCAAAGGGGAUAUGAUACCCGUGCUGACUGGCCCGAAAGGAAAUGGCGGUGGCGGCGAUGCGAUGUCGGCGGCGGCGGCGGCGUCAGCAGGAACUUGUCACCCAGCACCGGCGGCAGCCGUGGCUGCGGCUGCUUUGUCAUUGACCCACGGGUCACGGGUCAUCACGCCGACACGGAUUGGACUGGGAGUUGCUCCGGAACCACAACCCUCAAGUCGGCAGAGGACGACCGCGGAGGCGACGACGACAGCAAUGGCGAGUGCAAGUGCAGAACCCGUGUCGCUAGGGCUGCCGGCGGUGAAGCCGAAGCCGCCGCCGCCGCACCCGCAGGUUUCGGAGGCUGCCUUGUCCGCCAAGGCGCCGCCACUGGGAGUGGACCCCGCCUUGCGGGAGUUGGAACUGCUAUGUGCUGGGUUGUAG
Molecule: messenger RNA, 2697 nt
Organism: Volvox carteri f. nagariensis
Lineage: Eukaryota; Viridiplantae; Chlorophyta; Chlorophyceae; Chlamydomonadales; Volvocaceae
Exons: 7
Coding region: 1-2697 (898 amino acids)
Source: RefSeq, a predicted model, not a curated record